Molecule: messenger RNA, 2767 nt
Organism: Oncorhynchus keta (chum salmon)
Lineage: Eukaryota; Metazoa; Chordata; Actinopteri; Salmoniformes; Salmonidae
Product: tumor protein D54-like
Exons: 9
Coding region: 236-961 (241 amino acids)
Cellular component (GO): cytoplasm
Source: RefSeq, a predicted model, not a curated record
UUCCGGUGCGAGACGUAAUGAAUACACCCCUUGUUCAGUGUACGUCUCCCUCGACGUGUUUUGUUAUUGUGGAAUCCUGUCAAACACACGGAGAGGCUCAAAGGUUUCAAUUGAUUGAGUGGACGGCGCUGUGCUUAGCCACCUUUUAAAAUUAUAUAUAAUCUAACUUACAUAUUUAUUUUUGUUUGUUGCUAUAAAGCUCCCCCCCAAAAAAAACUCCGCUCAAUUCGACGCCAUGGACGUUGGUCAAGCAUGCCCCCCUGCCCCCACUCUCUCUCUUGACCCAGACAUCAACCUGAACUCUCCCAACAAGGGCCUGGGCCCUGCAGGAGGAGCAGACCCUCGGACUGAUGUCCCCGUGGAGUGCGGAGCCGUGGGGGUAUCCUCCAUCAACACGCUACCCCCGGGGCUCACAGAGGAGGAGGCUGAGGAGAUCCGCUCCGAGCUCGUCAAGGUGGAAGAGGAGAUCAGCACCCUGAGACAGGUGCUCCUGGCCAAAGAGAAGCAUUCUGCUGAGCUAAAGAGGAAGCUGGGGCUGAGCCCCCUCAACGAGCUCAAACAGAACCUCACCAAGGGAUGGCAGGAUGUCCAGACCUCUAAUGCAUAUCUCACAGCGUCUGCAACUUUGGAUGAAAUUGCCAGAUCUGAAGCGUACAAGAAGACUCAGGAGACCCUGUCUGUGGCGGGACAGAAGACCACUGCUGCCUUCUCCACCAUGGGAACUGCCCUCAGCAGGAAACUGGGAGACAUGAGAGCGCUGCCGUUCUCUAACUCCUUUAGUAGCAACUACUCCAUCCGCCAUUCGAUAAGUAUGCCAGCGAUGAGAAACUCUCCAACCUUCAAGUCGUUUGAGGACAAAGUUGGAAACAUCAAGUACAAGGUGGUUGGAGCCAGAGGUAACGGUGAAGCUGUCCAGUCCCCGACCGACACGAACCCUGUUCAGGACAACGCACCCUUCUGAAGACCUCCCCUCCUCCUCUCUCUCAUCACCGGGACUGUGACAUCAUUAAGCGCCUCAUCACUGAGUGACACAUGACCUUUGGCCUAAAGAAGUCACCCUCUAAUCUCCACAUUACUCACUACUGCCUCCCUCGCCUGACCUGGAAAACAUAGUGCCCUAUAUCAUUAAUACUACGGCCCAGUCCUAAAUCACCCCCUAGCCCCUACUCCGUAGCCCCUACCCUCUCACUUGUGGAGAACUGAAAGGACUGGAGGGAUGUGUGCAGUAUGACAACAAUUCCACCUAUGCUAUGACAGGUCAAGGUGGGAGCCACUACUAUAUUGUUUAAACCAAUAGGUUGAUUUGGUGCAUAUUGCUUUUACUCUUAUCUAGUUCCUUCAGAUCUCCACAAGUGCCUAGGAGGUUAGGGGCUAAAGGUACGUUUGGAAUCUCCCUCCUCAGCCCCCCUCGCCUACCAAGAGCAUGUGCAUAUCUCAUCUCACUGUGCAAAUACAAACUACCGCAAAAUACAACCUGAGGUUACAUAACAUCAACUCACCACAGCUUGUAAAAAAAUAUUAAAAAAGACAACUACGGUAAACCAUUUUGUAUUAUAAAAUAAUUUUACACUGCUUUGCAUAAUGUUUUUACAUGACUUAUCUGUAUGUAUAAAUAUAUAUAUAUGAAUAAAUAUAUUGUGAACACAUACGGCCAGUUGGCAUUCAUCGGUAGGUAUGGCUGACGUGGAGGCUCAAAUCAAAAGGCAGAUAUAUAAAACACUACGACUACAACAAUGAUCAGUUUGGUGCCCUGCUGAGUGUUCGAAUUUCAGUUUGGUGCCCUGCUGAGUGUUCGAAUUUCAGUUUGGUGCCCUGCUGAGUGUUUGAAUUUCAGUUUGGUGCCCUGCUGAGUGUUCGAAUUUCAGUUUGGUGCCCUGCUGAGUGUUCGAAUUUCAGUUUGGUGCCCUGCUGAGUGUUCGAAUUUCUGUUUGGUGCCCUGCUGAGUGUUCGAAUUUCUGUUUGGUGCCCUGCUGAGUGUUCUGAUUUCUGUUUGGUGCCCUGCUGAGUGUUCUGAUUUCUGUUUGGUGCCCUGCUGAGUGUUCUGAUUUCUGUUUGGUGCCCUGCUGAGCGUUCGAAUUUCUGUUUGGUGCCCUGCUGAGCGUUCGAAUUUCUGUUUGGUGCCCUGCUGAGUGUUCGAAUUUCAGUUUGGUGCCCUGCUGAGUGUUCGAAUUUCAGUUUGGUGCCCUGCUGAGUGUUCGAAUUUCAGUUUGGUGCCCUGCUGAGCGUUCGAAUUUCAGUUUGGUGCCCUGCUGAGCGUUCGAAUUUCUGUUUGGUGCCCUGCUGAGUGUUCGAAUUUCUGUUUGGUGCCCUGCUGAGCGUUCGAAUUUCUGUUUGGUGCCCUGCUGAGUGUUCGAAUUUCAGUUUGGUGCCCUGCUGAGCGUUCGAAUUUCUGUUUGGUGCCCUGCUGAGCGUUCGAAUUUCUGUUUGGUGCCCUGCUGAGCGUUCGAAUUUCUGUUUGGUGCCCUGCUGAGUGUUCUGAUUUCUGUUUGGUGUGCUUCUACAAUGUGGAAGCAAGGCUUUAGUGUAAAGACCAGUUUCUACCUUCAUCAGAUAUCUUUAGGCCUCUUUCAGUCCUAUUGCUUUCUGUUACUUUGCUGGUAUAAAAUAAAUGUAAAAACAUUUUCUAUUCUUUCUUAAUCUGGAAGUUGUAGAAUAUCGUUUAACCUGGGAGGUGUUUUCUUUCUCUUUUAUUUUUUUAGGCUCAAGUGUUUACUGUUAUAGUGCCACAUCUGAAAUGAUUUAACUGUCAAAUACAGUCCAGACAGCU